UUUGGCAUGGCGGACAGCUCUACAUACUACGAUUACCCAUGACCCUCAACUUGUUGGCCAUUGCUAUGGAGAAGAAGCCAGUCAGAGGCGCAAAUCAUAGUAGUAUAAGUAGAAAUAUAUUUAUCCACAAUUCAGAUGUACUUUAAUUCACAUGCAGACUGUUUUCUCAAGACCAUAAAGUUUUGGCUUCCUCCCACCAUUUGCAGAGCAUGUAACAUAAUUUUAGCUCUGUGACUGGAUGUUUCUAGCAGAAAUGCACAUUGGGAGUUAAUUUCUCUCUGAAGUUUAUACAAGCUUGUACCUUCAAUUUUUAAUCAAUGAAAAAAACAUUUAAAAUCUCUGAUUCAUGUCUACCCAAGCUGGAGAAGUGUUCCAACUAGGAGUCACACAAUGUUGUCUAUGGGAAAAAUGUAUCAGACUUCCAGAAUCAAGGGUGCCCAUAAUAGCUCCUCCAACUUUCCAACUCUAUUUACUAUUAACUGGGUACAUGUAUCUGUAAAAAAAAAAAGAUAGUCCACAACUAUAAACGUGUGUAUUGUGGAACCUCUCUCAGUUUACCACUUGUAGUAUUGGAUACUGAACGUAAUUUCCAUUAUGCAAGGAACUUGGAAAAAUGAGAAAAUAAAGCCUUGCUAUUUUUGGUUAGCUUUCUACAAGCAUGCGUCUAUAUUUUUUGAUGGAGAAAGAAAAGGCAGUCAGGCAGUGACAGAAAAGGCAGUGCCAGGUUCUGAUGGUCAGUGGAAUUUUAAUAAGACCACUGCGCUGGCUCAACACAAUGCAUCAUCAUCCUGCUGCGCACUGCAUUGGCCAAUCAAAUAUGUGCAUGCAGUCAUUCCAAGUUGAUUACUUUAUACUGUUACUUUCUGAUGAUAACCAUGGAAAUUUCUGACUUGAACUUGAAUUCUCUUGAAAAGAGUAUCACAAAUGCAUUAUUAAUUGUGGUGAAGCUCUAGACUGUCCUGUGUCGGGGUGGAACAGGUUCAGCAUGUCCUUCACGCCGUAUCGGGGACACUCCUUCACGGGCCAGGUCCUUCAGAGGAUCUAGCCCGUGAAUUUCGGAAAUAGCCAGUGUAGAUCGGAAGUUGAUAUAGGGAUGCCAGUCCUUGAUGUGCUGGCUUCAUUUGCUUACAAUAGUAGAACUAAACCCAUGCAAAAACAUGGUACUUAAAUUGCUAUAUGUACAUAACUGCAAUUUGAAUCUUCAUGUUCAAGUAUUAAAGUCAGUGUUGGUAGCCUCACUGUUAGAAAAGCAGAUGUGGAUCUAAAAAUGCACUGUAUCAACACUACAGUCUUGGCAGGGGCAAUCUCUUUUCCUCUUUUCUUUUAAGUUUCCUGGCAGGAAGCCAUAUUUCCAUUAGUUGUUAUCUGCAAUUAAGUGCAGAGUAAGUAAAUUACCAGUUGUGUGUGUGUGUGUGUGUGUGUGUGUGUGGGAAGGGGGGGACAGUUAUGAUGAGGUGCUGUAAUGUGAAUUAUUAAAGAUGACAAGCUGCUUGUAGCCACAAAUGUUAUACAGUCUUUUUAAAAGUGUGUUGUAGGAUAAGUUAAAACUGAAGUAAAAGCAAAAUAUUGUGUGUCAUCCAAACCUUGGUAAACAAAACCACAAAACAACAACAUAGGCCUGCAGUCACGAGGGAAAUCACUUUCCCGACAUUUCUCUCCCACGUGUAACUUAGUCAGUUCCGUUCACCUCAUCCACCCAUGUGUUACUCCCCCAUCUCUGUUCAUGCCACUGGGGUGCUAAACCGGUUGAGCGCUUCCCACGCUCCUCUCCGCCCAGGCUUGUCCCAGAGUCAAACUAUGCUGCCUAACUGCAGCCAAGACUCUGGAUCAUUUAAUAACAGACGCAGGAGCUGAAAUUUGUGUGUACUAAAAGAAAGACCCCACUCCAUUGAGAUGAAUAACGCUUAGUUUCUCAUGGAUUAUCCUUCUCAGUGUUUCUUGGCCCCUACACCAAACAAGGUAAAACAUUUGUCAACAUUAUCAAAUUUUAUAUUCCACUGAAUGUAAAAUGAAACGACAAGACUAUCAAAUGAUUAGUUAAGAAAAAUUUAACAAAAAUUGCUGGUUCCAGCUGCUGUAAAGUUAGGGUUUGAUGGUUUUCCUUGGUUUAUAUCAUUCUGACUUAAAAUAACAGGCCUUUUGGCCCUAACUACUAAUAAAAUCCACAAUUCAGUCUUGUUCGUGAACAUUUCACAAAGUGUUCUGAUAAUAAGAAGUAAUAAGAAGUAGGGUUAGGUAUCUUACUUUAAAUGUUACAAGUAACAUAGCAAAAAUGUCAAAGGAUGCCUUGCCCUUAUCAGAAGAGCACACAGGUUGGGAGGUGGUAACCAAACCCUAACCUCAGUAGUUUUGUUGCCUUUCUCAGUUUUUUCACCUACUGAAGAUACCAAAAUAAGCAGGCUGCAAAUAUACCUUGACCUACCUAAUAUACUUAGACCACUGUGCCUCCUGAGCCAUGUGGCUGGUCUACUGGUUUCAUCCCCGGCUCAUCCAAAGAGAGUGAUUAAGCAAGACACUAAACUCCUAACUGCUCCUGAAACAAACACUGAUGACUGGUCAAUAGACUAGAAAAGCGCUAUAUAAAUGCAGUCUAUUUACCAUAUUCAUUUAAACAUUGUUUAUCAGACUAAAACAACACUGACAUCAAAACGUCAUAUUUGUGGUGAAACAACAGUGUUACUGUGACUGGUGGUACUAACACUGGAUCCACCCAUUAAAAAGUGAAUGUAACUGGACUUGAGACCAAGAGUAACUUAACCAAAAAACACCUAGAAAUAUAACCAAAUUGCUAUGGCAGAGCUGGUUGGAACCAGUACAGUAAUGGUAGUAGCUGUACAUGCUUGAGACAAAAAAGUCACCAAUGCCCCCCGAGAGGCUUAAUAGAUUUACAAGCAAAGCUGAGUAAGAAUGUUCCCUUAGAGUUAAGCAGUGUUCAAGAAUGCUGGGCCACUUCCAAAGCAUUACGCAGCAUGUUGUCAGAUGUCUCUACAUAAAUGACUCCUAAAAUACCAGACCGUUGCUCAUCAAUGUUUGUGGGACAGAGGUAGGAGGGCAGGGAGGGGGUAGGAAAACCGGAGAGAGGAAAAGACAGAUGUACUUUUAAAAAUAUUGGGUGGGAUAAGGUUUGGCUUAAACUUAUUGCUGUUAUUGCCGCUUUAAGCAUCUUGACCUGUCUGUGUCACUGUACAGACAUGUUCCACCAUGGGCCUGCGUUCAACACUGGGAAGUCUCCUGUUUUUCUUUGGGCUAUAUGGGAUCUCAACGGGAUUUGUACAGGAAAACUGUACCAACUACAAGGUCCAGUUUGAGAGGGUUUACUCUGUUCCUGGGGAUAUGGCUAUGCUGAAUAGCACCCUGGUGUCUCCAGAUGUCUUCAGCUUCACAACUGUCCCUUACAACAUCACCUGGUACGACUCAAAGACGGGCCGAGAAAUGAGCAACCAGACCGGUCGAAUCCUGGUUUACAGGGAGACUCUGUGGUUUCUUAACAUGACACUGGACGAUGACGGGGAAUAUGUGAGCAUACUGAGAACUCCCUCUCGCUGCUACAGGCAGGCCACCAAGCUGGUAGUGGAACUGCCAAAUGCCGGAGAGUGUGGUAGGCCAAGGAAAGCUAUUCAAACACUUAUGAGGGGAGUCACUGACAGCCUGUCCUGCCCUCUGAAGGACUACAUCAAUAAACUGAACAGCUACAACAUCACUUCCUCCAUCAAGUGGUACAGAGAUUGUGACCCCAUUGUUGAUGGGACAGGCAAGUAUACCUACUGGGAUACAACCCACCUGAAGAUUGAUGGGGUGGAACCUCAAAACAACAGCCUCUACACCUGUACCUUGACCUUCACUCUCGGAGGCAUCACAGGAUCCGUGUCAGAGACCAUUGACGCAUGGGUUAGAGUGGAGUAUAAUUUGGUUCCAGAAGUGCAUGAACCAGCCAAUGAAAUAUUCAAGGCACAGAUAGGGUCCAAUUUCAGCAAGCAGUGCCGAGUGUUUGUGCCAUCUGUUGGGAGCCCUUCAGUUGAUAUCUUUUGGUUGGUCAGAGGCGUUUUGAUUUUCAAUACCAACCCCUCUGAACGUGUCUACACGUCAAAUAAACGUUUGUGGAACCAGGAUGUUCCUCGUAAAGGUGUGUGGUUCGAGCGACAGCUGUUGGUUUCUGAGCUGAGGGAGGAGGAUUUCCACAUCAACUACACUUGUCGAGCAUACAGUGCCAGAGGCAAUCCUGAGGGAUAUUUUACUCUGCUACCAGAAGAUCCCAACAUCAUACUUCCCAUUGGAUUCAUGCUUGGUAGCGUGACGGUUCUCUUUAUCAUCAGUGUCACCAUCUACUACCUUUUUAAGGUUGACAUUGUGCUGUGGUUCAGGAGAGCAUUUCCAGUCCUCUAUUCAAAUAAAGAGUUGGAUGGGAGGCUGUAUGAUGCCUAUGUGGCAUACCCACAGCCCUUUUCAAUCGGAUUCAGCAAGGAAGUGGAGACAUUUGCCCUUCACACACUGCCUCAAGUGUUGGAAAAUGCUUGCGGCUACAAACUCUUCAUAGCAGGCCGUGACUGUCGGCCCGGGCAGGCCAUAGUGGACUCAGUGGAAGAGAAUAUACAAGCCAGUCGCCGCCUCCUUCUGCUCUACACCGCCACCACUUUCACCAGCAAAAGACACACAAGCAGCCUUAGCAAUAAUAACAACAACAUAUCUAAGAGCAAUGAGAGCACCGAAAGCAAGACCAGAGACAGCAGCAGCAGCAGCAGCAGCAUGAGUUUUGAUGGUAGUGAAGAAGUCUAUUCAGACACAAGGCAGCAGUUGGAGUGCGUGGCAGCAAUGCACAGAGCGCUGCUGGAGGAAUCUCUCAAGGUGGUUCUGGUUGAGUUGGAAGAAGUCACCCGGGCUCAGCUGGCUCUUUUCCCAGAGUCAGUGCGUCACCUGAGGAAGAAGCAGGGCGCUGUGUGUUGGUGGAAGAACCCAACGACGAGUCAGAGGACAUGUAUGAAGAGGAGAGAGGACGAGGAGAAAAGUGGACAAAACACACAGUUGUCGCCAUCCCUCUCCCCUUCCUCCAGGUUUUGGAAGGAGAUGAGGUAUCAUAUGCCAGUGAGGGGCAAGAGGGUGGUGUACCCCGAGAAAUCUCCCCUUCUAAACUUAUGAUGGAGUUAUAAUAUUUGUGUCAACUGUUUGACCAGACAGGAGGGUUUCCAAUGCAAAUGUGUAUGGUAGUGAAUGCCCUCACAUGCAGACAGUUAAAAAAAACUGUGCUGUCACCAGAAGCAUUCCAAGUCAAGGUUACAACCUUGGCCAUAACAUACUCUUACAAAUGUCCACUCGACAGAUAUAUUCUUCCUUUAGCUUCUAAUUGUGUAACUGCUCAAGUAGCACAUUUCUGACAGCAAAAGGUCCUAUUUGUACCAUGUACAGCAUGCGCUAAAGGCAAAGUAACGGAUCAAGAAAAGGUGGGAGAUGCUUUGCUCAAAGACUCUAUGACAGUAGCUCACAUCUGAUGUGAAGAUGUCUGGGCUGUUUUGAGAUUACCUGCAUCGGUACAUGAACUGUUUACCUUCCCUGGCAGGUGGAGACCAUAGACUGUAUGAAAAAUGGACAUAGUCUCCGUGACGUCACCCAUAGGUUUCUGAAGAGAGAUUGUGAAUCUCUGUGUGGUGGCACCAGCCGUUGGGUGGAGGUAGCAGACAUCUAGCAACUAGCCACCUGUGAUGGCGCCCACCUGUCACUCAAAGCAGGCAUGCCCUUAAUUAUGCGUAACUGUAAGCCUUAUUAUAAUUGAAAUGGGUGAGAUUUAUAAAAAAAAAAUCCGUACAGUUGUCAUCAACAGGGGAAAUUAGCUAGAGAGACCAAAACAGUUUUUUGUUUUAGGCUGUAAAUAUGUUGUUUAUUUCUACUGUAAAUUUAGGCAUUUUAAUAUGAAGUUUAUGUGGACUGAAUUUCUUUUGGAGCGGCCAUUGGAGGAACUACAGUUUUUGGCACUUCCACGUUUAGCUUAAUUUUUCAGCCCUGGAGGUUGAGGCUUGGCGGAGAUAAAUGAUGUGGACAAAGGACGACUCAGGAAUCAAACCAAAUGAUUAAAUGUAACUGUAAAAUGUACAUAUGUAUGAUAAAAUGUGUAAAUAUGUAAAAAGAAAGAAAUAUUUCUACAGCAUCAUAAGAAGCCAAGAAGCUAAUUUCAUUUUAAAUGUACUGGCAUUUCUGUUAUGAGUGUGUUAUGUUAUGUUACGUUAUUGAACUACAGAUGAGGAACAGUAAAGAGCAACAGCCAAGGA
Micropterus dolomieu (smallmouth bass) is the source of this 6257-nucleotide messenger RNA. RefSeq names its product interleukin-1 receptor type 1-like. Lineage: Eukaryota; Metazoa; Chordata; Actinopteri; Centrarchiformes; Centrarchidae. The record is from RefSeq and is a predicted model, not a curated record. The transcript has 12 exons. Gene Ontology annotation, biological process: signal transduction. Bases 3202 to 5133 code for a protein of 643 amino acids. Gene Ontology annotation, molecular function: interleukin-1 receptor activity.